AUGGCUGCCUCCGGUCUCUCCAUCAUGGGCACCAUGCCCGAAGCCAGCCUGUUUAGCUUCCCUCCCCAUGGACAGCCCGCGCCGCUGGCGCCCGCCUCGACGGAGCUCUCCAUCAUGCGGCCCUUCAACAUCCCCGAGAACGUCUUCGCCGCCGCUCUCGACCCGCGGGUCCCUCUGACCAUCGCCACCCUCUACGCCGUCUCCGCCAAGGCCCUCAACAAGUACAACCGCUCGCGCAACAAGCAGCCGUGGUCCAUCAGCAAGACGCGCCCCUUCCGCAUCUUCGUCGUCCUCCACAACGUCUUCCUCGCCGUCUACUCGGCCUGGACCUUCUGGGGCAUGCUUGGCGGCAUGCGACGCAGCAUCGUCAGCCCCACGGGCCCCGGCGGCCUGGCUGCCACGGCCGACAGCUUCUGCCGCCUCCACGGCCCGGCCGGCCUCGGACGCUCCAUCUACUACAACGAGACGACCGGCCAGUGGGACAGCGCCGACCCUUCCUCGAUGCUGUCGGGCAUGGUCGCCGGCAACCCGAGCAACUCCGAGUCCGGCCGCCUCUGGAACGAGGGCCUCGCCUACUACGGCUGGAUCUUCUACCUCAGCAAGUUCUACGAGGUCCUCGACACCUUCAUCAUCCUCGCCAAGGGAAAGUUUAGCUCUACCCUGCAGACCUACCACCACGCCGGCGCCAUGCUGUGCAUGUGGGCCGGUAUGCGAUACAUGUCUGCGCCCAUCUGGAUGUUUGUCCUCAUCAACUCCUUCAUCCACUCUCUCAUGUACACCUACUACACCUUGACCGCUUUCUCCAUCAAGGUUCCCAUGGGCGUCAAGCGAACCCUGACCACGAUGCAAAUCACCCAGUUCCUCGUCGGUGCCUCGUACGCCAUGGCCCACUCCUUCGUCACGUACAUUGCCCCCAUCACCCUGAGCAGCAUCACCUCGACGCCCGUGGACGUUCCCGCCGCGCCCGCCGACUCUGUCAUGCCGAAUGCCGCCGGCACUCUGGACUCGCUCAAGAAACUCAUCUUCGGCUCCGUCACCAAGGAUGCCGCCGCAGCCGUCGCGGGCUCCGUCAAGGAGCAGACCGUGGCCACGGAGACCCUCUACGUCGCCCAGCCGUGCAUCGGCACCGCCAACGAGACCUUUGCCAUCUGGCUCAACGUGCUCUACCUCGCGCCCCUCACGUACCUCUUUGUCAGCUUCUUCAUUGCCAGCUAUGUGAAGCGUAGCAACGCCGCGCAAAAGGCCAAUGGCAAGCCCAACCGUCGGGAGAGCAACGUGACCAUGGCCGAGAAGGCUGGCUGGGAUGCCGCCCGGGGCGUCGAGCGGGAGGUCUAUGGCGGCGAGAACAUGGUCGUCGACGGCCCGGCCAACGGCAGCGCCAGCGCCGUCGCCGACGACGAGCCUCCGAAGGCGAAUGGAAAGGCGAGGCGGAGGGCCUAA
Purpureocillium lilacinum is the source of this 1440-nucleotide messenger RNA. RefSeq lists its product as uncharacterized. Gene Ontology annotation, molecular function: fatty acid elongase activity. Lineage: Eukaryota; Fungi; Ascomycota; Sordariomycetes; Hypocreales; Ophiocordycipitaceae. The record is from RefSeq and is a predicted model, not a curated record. Gene Ontology annotation, biological process: very long-chain fatty acid biosynthetic process; fatty acid elongation, polyunsaturated fatty acid; fatty acid elongation, monounsaturated fatty acid. Gene Ontology annotation, cellular component: endoplasmic reticulum membrane.